This is a messenger RNA of Nannospalax galili (Upper Galilee mountains blind mole rat), 2197 nucleotides long. RefSeq names its product PAF1 homolog, Paf1/RNA polymerase II complex component (gene Paf1). Gene Ontology annotation, molecular function: RNA polymerase II complex binding; chromatin binding. Lineage: Eukaryota; Metazoa; Chordata; Mammalia; Rodentia; Spalacidae. The record is from RefSeq and is a predicted model, not a curated record. The coding region runs from base 344 to 1945 and encodes 533 amino acids. Gene Ontology annotation, biological process: transcription elongation by RNA polymerase II. Gene Ontology annotation, cellular component: Cdc73/Paf1 complex. The transcript has 14 exons.
ACAAGAGGGCUUCCCACCCCCGUCCCGCCUUCUCGACCACAGCUCGCCAAUCGGUGUGAGGGUCUGACCCGCACUCUAGUUGCCCGAAGGCCUCGCGGCCUGAGGAGACCUGUUUGAUCUUCAGCCAGCGUCUGGGCGGCAGUUGACUGAGCGGAGCUGCGGGUCCGUGUCCGGCGCGGUCGCGCGUUUACCUCAGUCUCGGCCGAGCCCUUCCGGCCGGCCCACCUCAGCACAGCCCUUCCCCGCGGAGCCCAGCCCCUGAGCAGGCUUCUACUGAAGUCGGCACGCCCCUCCGCGUCGGGCCGCGGCGCCGCGAGGACGCCGUCCCCGCCGCCUCACCGCGAUGGCGCCCACCAUCCAGACCCAGGCCCAGCGGGAGGAUGGCCACAGGCCUAAUUCCCACCGGACUUUGCCUGAGAGGUCUGGAGUGGUCUGCCGAGUCAAGUACUGCAAUAGCCUCCCUGAUAUCCCAUUUGACCCCAAGUUCAUCACCUACCCCUUUGAUCAGAACAGGUUUGUUCAGUAUAAAGCAACAUCCUUGGAGAAACAGCACAAACAUGACCUCCUGACUGAGCCAGACUUGGGGGUCACCAUCGACCUCAUCAACCCUGACACCUACCGCAUCGAUCCCAAUGUUCUCCUGGAUCCAGCUGAUGAGAAGCUUUUGGAAGAAGAGAUUCAGGCCCCCACCAGCUCUAAGAGAUCCCAGCAGCACGCAAAGGUGGUGCCGUGGAUGCGGAAGACAGAGUACAUCUCCACUGAGUUUAACCGCUAUGGUAUCUCCAAUGAGAAACCUGAGGUCAAGAUUGGGGUUUCUGUAAAGCAGCAGUUCACAGAGGAAGAAAUAUACAAAGACAGGGACAGCCAGAUCACAGCCAUUGAGAAGACUUUUGAGGAUGCCCAGAAAUCGAUCUCCCAGCAUUACAGCAAGCCCCGAGUGACACCAGUGGAGGUCAUGCCUGUCUUCCCAGACUUUAAGAUGUGGAUCAACCCAUGUGCUCAGGUCAUUUUUGAUUCAGACCCAGCCCCGAAGGACACAAGUGGGGCAGCUGCAUUGGAGAUGAUGUCUCAGGCCAUGAUCAGGGGCAUGAUGGAUGAGGAAGGGAACCAAUUUGUAGCUUAUUUUCUGCCUGUGGAAGAGACACUGAAGAAACGAAAGCGGGACCAGGAGGAGGAGAUGGACUAUGCACCAGAUGACGUGUAUGACUACAAGAUUGCUCGGGAAUAUAACUGGAAUGUGAAGAAUAAGGCUAGCAAGGGCUAUGAGGAGAACUACUUUUUCAUCUUCCGAGAGGGUGACGGGGUUUACUACAAUGAGCUGGAGACCAGAGUCCGCCUUAGUAAGCGCCGGGCCAAGGCUGGGGUUCAGUCAGGUACCAAUGCCUUGCUUGUGGUCAAACACCGGGACAUGAACGAGAAGGAAUUAGAAGCCCAGGAAGCACGGAAGGCUCAGCUGGAAAACCACGAACCAGAGGAAGAAGAGGAGGAGGAAAUGGAGGCCGAAGAGAAAGAAGGCGGGGGCUCAGAUGAGGAGCAGGAGAAAGGCAGCAGCAGUGAGAAGGAGGGCAGUGAGGACGAGCGUUCUGGCAGUGAGAGUGAACGGGAAGAGGGUGACAGGGACGAGACAAGUGACAAAAGUGGCAGUGGCGAAGAUGAGAGCAGUGAAGAUGAAGCCCGCGCUGCUCGGGACAAAGAGGAGAUCUUCGGUAGUGAUGCUGAUUCAGAAGAUGAUGCCGACUCUGAUGAUGAAGACAGAGGGCAGGCCCACGGGGGCAGUGACAACGACUCAGACAGUGGCAGCGAUGGGGGUGGCCAGCGGAGCCGCAGCCAGAGCAGGAGCCGCAGCGCCAGCCCCUUCCCCAGUGGCAGUGAGCACUCUGCCCAGGAGGACGGCAGUGAGGCUGCAGCCUCCGACUCCAGUGAGGCUGACAGUGAUAGUGACUGAACCCCAGAGCUGGCCGCAGAAGCCAGCACAGAAACCAUUCUUAGAGCAGGAAGGCACUUUUCUAGUGGUCCGCCUGGUUGCGCCCCCUACCCCUCAACCUUUGCUGUUAAUAAAGGCCACCUCCUUUGACUUGCUCUGAUCUUCACCCAACCCAUCCCUCCCCCAGGUCCUCAAGGACCUUCACUUGAGGCACAGAAGCAAUGCCCCUGGGUUUCACAGGAAAUGCAGAAUAACAAAGAUCAGAAUCUCUUU